Messenger RNA from Penicillium macrosclerotiorum, 2358 nucleotides. Its product is annotated as putative kinesin family protein (KlpA). Gene Ontology annotation, molecular function: microtubule binding; ATP binding; microtubule motor activity. Lineage: Eukaryota; Fungi; Ascomycota; Eurotiomycetes; Eurotiales; Aspergillaceae. Bases 1 to 2358 code for a protein of 785 amino acids. The record is from RefSeq and is a predicted model, not a curated record. The transcript is spliced from 6 exons. Gene Ontology annotation, biological process: microtubule-based movement.
AUGGAGGACGAGAACAUGACCCAACCCCGAGCAUCGACUCGCUCACGCAUCCCACAGGCAGGACUUCGUGAGAUGAAUUCUGCAACCACCAAUUCCCGAUCAGGCAUGUCGGGUAUCCCGCCACCAGGAUCGAUCGCAAACAAAGUUACUAGUUCCCCGACCCGACCAAAGACAGCCAAUCCAGUCGAAACUAAGAGACCGCCGUCCGUCGCUCGCACUAACACUGGUACGACCAAGACACAUGCCCGCGGCAACUCAUUCGCCUCUUCUACCAUGUCACGACCCGGCUCAACAACCUCUCGACCGACGACUGGCGCAUUCUCAGCCACCCUUGGUUCUUCUUCGCGACCAGCCUCCAUUGUGCCGCGACCUCAUUCAUCUAUCGGUACUCGCAAGCUCAACUCCCCAUCGAUGAUUCGCCCAACUACCUCAUUGGAUACUCAUGCUGAAGAUGCCGCGGCCAGCGUCCUUGGAAAACGAAAGGGCUCCGAAUGGGACCAAGAGUCGAGAGAGAAGAACAUGGAGGACUUUUUUAUGAAAUUCAUGUCCAAAAUGAGCGAGCAUGGCCAGCAAAGCUCAGGACUCAAGGACGCCAUUGACGUGUACAGAACAAGAGUUGAAGAGCUUGAAACCGCCCGCGAUGGGCUUAAAGAGACCAAUCUGACUCUGCGCGUGGAAAUGGAGUCGUUGAAGAGCCAGCUAAGUGCGGCAGAAUUUGCUCUCAAGGACGCUAAACGGGAUCAAGAAAUCGCAAUGGAUGAUCUUGAACAGCGGCAAAGAAUUGAAAUGGAAUCGAUAAGAGAAGACGGUAAAAAAGAGGCGGAAGCGUUACGAGCUCGCCAUCAGGAUGAACUCCGAGAGCUCAAGCGAAAAUUUGAAAGUGAAAUCGCCGACGAGAAAGCUGCACGAGUCCGAGAACUCAGUCAGCUCACGUCGCAAUCUGCAUUGGACGUCCAAAAGUCUGAAAUCCAAUUAGAUAACAAGAACCGGGAAGUUUUGGCCGCGCAGAACCAGAUUCAGUCCUUGAAAGCAGACUUGGACCGAGAGCGAAGAAAUGCGCAUGAGCUUCGUCAGAACUUGGAUACUGCCAGCAGCAACAGCGUUACCUUAGAGUCAACGAUCCGAGCAUUGAAGGCCCGAAUUGAAUUCCUCGAAGGGGGGAGAGAAGAACAAUCACAAGCCUUUGAACGCUGCAACCAGCAGAUGAUGGACGCUCUUUCCGAGACCGAGGCAACCAAGGAGAAGUUACGCAAGGAGGAGACUCUGCGUCGCAAGCUUCACAACCAAGUGCAAGAGCUUAAGGGUAAUAUUCGAGUAUUCUGCCGUGUCCGGCCACCCCUCAACAGUGAGCCAGCGACAGAGAUCGCACCGAUGCUCUACCCUGACCUAUCGGAGGAUGCAAAGGAGAUCAAUAUUAUGGGCCCAGAGGAAAAGAGCAGCCUGGGAACUCUCUCUCGCAAAAACAAUACCUUUGCGUUUGACCGGGUUUUCGGCCCCUCGACUCAGAACGGUGAAGUCUUUGAUGAAAUCAGCCAGCUGGUCCAGAGUGCUCUGGAUGGCUACAAUGUGUGCAUCUUUUGUUACGGCCAAACUGGUAGUGGUAAGACGCAUACCAUGUCUUCACAAGAUGGUAUGAUUCCUCGCGCAGUCCAUCAAAUCUAUGAGACCGCGCAAGGCCUGGAAGAGAAGGGCUGGCGAUACACAAUGGCCGGCAACUUUGUUGAGGUCUAUAAUGAGAACCUAAAUGAUUUGCUCGGCAACCCGGACGAGCUCGAUAAGAAGAAGCUUGAAAUUCGGCACGACAUGCAGCGCGGCAAGACCAUAAUCACCGACAUCACCACUGUUCAGCUUGAGUCCCCUGAAAUGGUUGAAUCUAUGCUUAAGCAUGCAGCCGCCAAUAGGUCUGUUGCAGCCACCAAGGCCAACGAGCGUUCCUCUCGAUCCCACUCGGUUUUCAUCUUGAAGUUAAUUGGUGAGAACCAUAUCACUGGAGAGCGUAGCGAAGGCACUCUCAAUUUGGUCGAUUUGGCUGGAAGCGAGCGUCUGAGUCACAGCGGAGCUACAGGCGAGCGCCUCAAGGAGACGCAGAACAUCAACCGCAGUCUCAGCUCUCUUGGUGAUGUUAUCGCCGCACUCGGCCAAGGCAAGGAGGGCGGCCACAUCCCAUACCGGAAUAGCAAGCUCACAUAUCUCCUUCAAUUCUCGCUGGGCGGGAACUCGAAGACACUUAUGUUUGUCAUGGUCAGCCCUCUGCAGGCUCAUCUCUCUGAGACCUUGACUAGCUUGAAGUUUGCUACGAAAGUCCACAACACCCACAUUGGCACCGCCAAGCGCCAAGCGCGUGUCCGUGACUCUUGA